UUAGUAAUCUUCAGUAUGAAAUGCUGCUCUUAACUGAUUCCAUUUCAAAAGAGGGAGGAUGCUGGGAGUUACGGCUGCGCUGUGCUCUUAGUCUGUUCCUCAUGUCGGUUAACAUCAAGACUCCCGUUGUGGUGGAGAACAUCACUCUCAUGUGCUUGAAAAUCCUGCAGAAGCUGAUCAAACCCCCUGCCCCCACUAGCAAGAAGAACAAGGAUGCUGCUACCGAAUCCCUGACCACCGUUAGGCCCUACAGUAAUGAAAUCCAUGCUCAGGCCCAAAUGUGGCUCAAGAAGGAUCCCAAAGCUUCAUAUGAGGCCUGGAAAAAAUGCCUCCCUGCAAGAUGCCAUGAGAUGGUAACAAAACCGCAGGGGAAAGGUGAACUGCGAAAACAGUAUCUGAUGGAGAAGUAUGUGUGGAAAUGGAAGCAGUAUAUGAGGUCCAGAAGAGGAGAAAUCCUUUUCCCUCGCCUGCUCAGGCUGAGCCACAACAAUUGGCUGCGGCAGGUCCUUUUCACCCCUGCCACUCAGGCCGCCAGACAGGCAGCUUGCACAAUUGUGGAGGCUCUCACGACAAUCCCCAGCCGCAAACAACAAGUCUUGGGCCUGCUCACAAGUUACCUGGAUGAGCUGAGUUUGGCUGGAGAGUGUGCAGCAGAGUACCUUGGUCUCUACCAAAAGCUCAUCAAACCAACACAUUGGAAGGUUUACUUGGCUGCACGAGGAGUCCUGCCCUACAUUGGCAAUCUCAUCACCAAGGAAAUCGCCAACCUGCUGGCCCUGGAGGAGGCGACGCUGAGCACAGAUUUACAGCAGGGCUAUGCCCUCAAGAGCUUUACUGGAUUACUAUCAUCAUUUGUGGAGGUGGAGUCCAUUAAGCGGCAUUUUAAGAGCCGUCUGGUUGGCACAGUGCUGAACGGCUAUCUGUGUCUGAGAAAGCUGGUGGUGCAGCGCACCAAACUCAUCGAUGAGACUCAGGAUAUGCUGCUGGAGAUGCUGGAGGACAUGACCACGGGCACCGAGUCUGAAACGAAGGCUUUCAUGGCAGUGUGCAUUGAGACUGCGAAGAGAUACAAUUUGGAUGACUACAGAACACCUGUGUUCAUUUUUGAGAGACUGUGUAGCAUCAUUUAUCCUGAGGAAAACGAGGUGACAGAGUUCUUUGUAACCCUGGAAAAAGAUCCCCAGCAAGAGGAUUUCCUUCAAGGUCGCAUGCCUGGAAACCCUUACAGUAGCAACGAGCCAGGCAUCGGCCCCCUUAUGAGGGACAUUAAGAACAAGAUCUGCCAAGACUGCGACCUGGUGGCACUCCUUGAAGAUGAUAGUGGCAUGGAGCUUCUGGUGAACAACAAAAUCAUUAGCUUGGAUCUGUCUGUCGCUGAAGUCUACAAGAAGGUGUGGUGCCCCACAAAUGAGGGUGAGCCAAUGAGAAUCAUUUAUCGAAUGAGAGGUCUGCUGGGCGAUGCAACGGAGGAGUUCAUAGAGUCGCUGGACUCGACCACAGAUGAGGAGGAAGAUGAUGAAGAGGUGUACAAGAUGGCAGGUGUCAUGGCACAGUGUGGUGGACUGGAGUGCAUGCUCAAUCGGCUAUCAGGAAUCAAAGAUUUUAAACAGGGUCGUCAUCUGCUCACAGUAAGCCGCCGUUGCGCUUCCAAUGCAAUGGGAGACUGAACUAUGCUAUA
Hippocampus comes (tiger tail seahorse) is the source of this 1678-nucleotide messenger RNA. Its product is annotated as E3 ubiquitin-protein ligase UBR4-like. The transcript has 13 exons. The coding region runs from base 21 to 1667 and encodes 548 amino acids. The record is from RefSeq and is a predicted model, not a curated record. Gene Ontology annotation, biological process: ubiquitin-dependent protein catabolic process. Gene Ontology annotation, cellular component: membrane; nucleoplasm; cytosol. Gene Ontology annotation, molecular function: ubiquitin-protein transferase activity. Lineage: Eukaryota; Metazoa; Chordata; Actinopteri; Syngnathiformes; Syngnathidae.